CGGAUUUGCUCCAGAAGGCGCCGACUUCUGCCACCCAUCAAAGAACAACAGUCAGCAAGAAUUGUCAAUACGAUUACUACAUGUUGAAAGUACUAUAGCUAGCCAGUUGGUGGGUAGCCAGUGACUGUUUGCUGGUGAUAACCAAUCAAAAGAAGUCCACUAGCUAGCUAGCUAGGGCCUCAGAGGGAUUGAAAUUGCCUCGUGGAAGAAAGGAAGAACAAACAGAGCUGGAAAGGAAAGAAUAUUUAUUUUACAUGCCACCUGGUGCUGGGAAAGUUGCUUCUUCCGCCUGGUUUGUCCUGGCAUUGUUGGCUGUUGUGAAUGGCUUGUUGGCUCCCGAAAUCUCGUUGGAACGGCAGCAAAGCACUCAAGAGAUAUUGAAUCGAGUGUAUGGUGGCAUCCAUGCUGGUACCAGUGGGGAUAAUGAUGCUACCACCUGGAAUGAUCGACGCAGUCAAGCCAUUGAGGUAUCACAGACCGAUGGUCUUGAUUUGGAAAUGCCAAACCACAUGACCGUCUAUGGGGAAUUGGGUCUCGGUGCUCUCAUUACGCUCUUAAAUGCCGUGGGAGUCAAUCAAGAGGGUGAUCGAUUGUUGGAUAUUGGGUCGGGAGAUGGCAUGCUGGUAGCUGGGGCGUCCAUGCUGCUGGCGGAGAAUUUAGAAGUUUCCAGGGGAGUGGAAAUUCUACCCACGUUGCACGAACGAGCACAAUCAUUUGUGGCGGAGGCAGAAGAACACGCCACAGCUGCCAAUUUGCCUUUGUGUCGAACGGAGCUGUUUCUGGGAGAUAUUUUUCAUCCAACACCCGAUCUGCAACAAAUUCUACACGAAACCACAUUGGCACUUUGUUUUGCCACGACAUGGUCGCGAGGAGAACCCAAACGACGACUGCCGCAGUUAUCGCAGGCAUUAGGUCACGGGGGAAUUUCGGCGCUGCCACCCAAAGCGCGGCUUGUCAUUAUUGAUGGUCUGUUGGAUGAACAGGAUGGAUUUACCUUUGAAGGACAAUUGAGGCUGUAUUGUCCUGAUACCGCGCCCUAUUCGAUUGCAAGAUUGUAUAUUAGAAAAUAGGAAAAUGGCUGAGUAUUGGAGUCAAUGAAAAUCGGUAUUAUGAUUUGCUUAGAAGGCUGCGGCGCCCUGAUUCUGUAUUGCAGUGCAAUUGUGGUGGCUGUGUGUUACAGCGCCACAAACCGAAAAUUACACAAUCCAUGUUUUGGAUGCCAGGGGGGGUCCCAAAUUUGAUGAGCUGCGUGAUUUGUAGCUUCGGACUUGUACAGUCGUAUUAGUUCAGGACAAAUUGCAUUUUCCUUUCAUAAAAAAUGAGCUACGAAUGAUUGAAUCGAAUCAUUCAAUCCGGCCUUUUUAAAAUCGAGGUAAGGAUAUUCCCACCCACAGACUAUUCCUACCAGCUACCGUACCGGUACAGGCGCUGGCAAUGGAAAUCGGAUGAUUUUGUGGAUGCGCUGUACCGAUAGAACAACUAACUGAUGCUUGCAUUUUUUACCUUUGAUUAGCUUUUAUGCACAAAUUUUUUACCUGGUGCAAAGCAAGUCAAUAAAAUUCUCUUCAAAUGCUCCAUCGCGAGACCAUCAAAAUACAACAACCACCCCAUAGAUUAGGGGCACGAAAGCCACCAACGGCAUUUGCUUUUUCGACGGCAGGUUGCAAAGCAAGAGUGGAAGCGUGGUCUGCUCGGAUUUCGCUUGGCGUAGCGCCCAGGGCCAAAAGCUAUGUUUCCCAACUGAGGUAUGCAAAGUUGAGAUUGGGACCCGCAUUUGGCAAUUUCUUGGUCCCUCAACCAAUCCAUUUGGCGUCCUCCUAC
This is a messenger RNA of Seminavis robusta, 1821 nucleotides long. NCBI's taxonomy places the organism in Eukaryota, Bacillariophyta, Bacillariophyceae, Naviculales, Naviculaceae. The record is from the annotation of a GenBank genome assembly.